Messenger RNA from Thrips palmi, 5158 nucleotides. Its product is annotated as cilia- and flagella-associated protein 43. Gene Ontology annotation, biological process: cilium assembly. Gene Ontology annotation, molecular function: protein binding. Gene Ontology annotation, cellular component: axoneme. Bases 56 to 4984 code for a protein of 1642 amino acids. The transcript is spliced from 27 exons. The record is from RefSeq and is a predicted model, not a curated record. Lineage: Eukaryota; Metazoa; Arthropoda; Insecta; Thysanoptera; Thripidae.
UCUCGCCAUUACCCCAUUAGCCCUCGAAAAAAUUCGACAGAAAUAAACGUGUUUGAUGCAUCUGCGUAAAUCUUUGUCGUACCCUCAAUGGGCGAAACUUGGAAAUAUAAAAGAAUUCACCACCGUCGGGAAGGACACUGUAGCAGUGGGAUGUGGUUGCCACAUACUGUUUUACUCCCUGGAUGGGAAUUUGGAGAGUGUGUACAUUGCCAACAGCAAGCAGCGGGGCGACGGCGUGCAGUGUGUCACAGGCCACAGGACUGCCCCCAUCUUUGCCUUGGCAGAAAAAUGUAUCAACCCUCGCAUUCUAGUUUUUUCGCACCCCACUGUGGAGGGGCCAGUGUCAAUAUUACGAGGUGGCACAUCAGGAACUUACCUUGCAAUGGUUUUUUCUGAAAUGGAAUUUUUGAUAACACUCAGUGGAGUUCCAGACUUCACAAUGAUUGUGUGGUGUUGGAGAACAGGAGUUCAAUUAGCUUGUAAAGAGACUGGAAUUUUUAGCCCUGAUCAGUAUCUCAGUUGCAGCUGGUGCUCUCCUACAGUUGUGAGUCAUGUGGUCAAGGGUGAAAGCCGUCUGCAGCUUUGGGAUAUUAAUGUAUGUGCCAAGCUUUGCUGUUUGAACAGUCAAGAGGUGAAACUUCCAGAUAAAGUUGUUCCUGUUGAUGUCUCCUUCACAAAUGAUGGGGCAUUAUUUUUUGUUGAUACUCUUGGGGAUGUUUAUGAGGUUGAUUUUGAAGAAUUUGCUGCUGUUAGACGGAUUUGCUCAGCUGCCCAACCCGAAAAUCAAUCGCUGUUAGAAGAAGAUGAAACUAGGGGUUUGAAUGGACUAGCAGAAAAGACUUGUGAUGGCUUUGUUGAUCCAUGUAUGACAAUGAGCAAAGCAGGAGCUCUUAUUUUUGGCCCAUCACCUUCAAUAAGGCUGCAUAAGCGCUUUGGAGACUGGUCUCUGGCAUGGACAGUUGACUGCCCAUCUCCUCUGUACCGACUUGUUUAUCUCCCAGAACCAGAUGCAAUUCUAGCAUGGACCAUAAAGGGUGAGCUUGUAAUGAUAGAUGUUGGUAAGAACCCCAAAGUUACUCUUCUGAAGUACUAUGGAACCAACAACAUAGACAUGGAACUUAUUUACCCUGAUGGAAACACAAUUGUAUCUGUGAACACAAAUGAUGAACUUCAAGUGUGGGACAAAGAAAAUGGACGCUUGAUGGGUGUUUUUGACAUCCAUGAAGCUGCUGAACAAAGCUUGCGUCCUGCUGCUAACUUCAUUAGUAUGAAAGCCAACCCUCACUAUCCUUAUGUUGGACUUGCUAUGAGUGAUGGUUUGUUGAUACUUGUCAGUAUUUUAUACCCCUCAUCACCAUCAACGCUUGCAAAAUUUUUAUUGUGCGAAGAGGAGAUAUCAUCAGUGUGUUUUGCACCAGCUGGUGAUGUGUUGGUUGCCUUUACUGCAAAGACAGGUCAAUUUUUCCUUAUCCAGGGCGUUCCAGGCCAGGAGAUGCAAAUUGUUUCUCACUUGGUGCUCAAUCUUCCUGUCGUAGACUGUAUUUUGUUGCCUGACGAACAACCAGUUCUAGCCAUUUUAUUUGCAAGUGAAAUAAAUAAUUCUAUUGGUAAUGUUAUCGCUUUAUACACUCUGGAGGCUGAUGGACUUCAUCUGGACAGUGAGUCACAAAUGGAGCACUUCUACACAAGGCUUGUAGUGAAUGCCAGUAGUAUGAACAUUUGUUUUGGCUCUGUGCAUUGCUCAAGGAACAUUCACUUAUUGGAGGUGAAGAGAAAGGUAGGAGUCACCCUGAAGGGUAUUGAAUUGACAGGACACCAACUUCGAUCAGUGUACAUUUCUGGAAGAAUUGAGUAUGGACUAUUAACAUAUGGAAUGGAUGGCAUAGUUAUUGCAAGACCCAUGGGCUCCAAGCAACAAUUCUACAUAGUCCUGCCUCAUCAUCGUUCAGACUUUGGGACCCUUAAAGCUUUCCAGGAUCCUAAAGGGGAGUUUGUCAUAUCAUUGGGCAAGGAUAAAUCUCUGAUUUGUUCAAAACUUAAACGGACAGCUAAGUAUACACCAGGAUCCACAGACCCAAGCCCAGAGAUGGUAGAAAAAUUUCAAGAACCAACCAUUGGAUUUUUCCCUGAAGGUGAGUACGCUGGUUUGACUUGGCUACAGUACAGAGAAAAAUUACGCAUAGCUCAGGAGGAGCGACAAUACGCUGCGGAAAGGGCAAAAAUCAUGGAGGAGUUCCAAGACCUUCAGAGGAAGGUGGUAGAAAUGCUUGAUGCUAAUCAAAAUGCAUCACCAGAAGAACAGCUCCCUAUCUCUGCAUUUGAUCUUGACAAGGAUGCCCGAGAAUCGGCCAUGGAAGAAGGGCGUCAAGCCAGGGAAAGGCUGAAGGCUUAUACCACAGCCAAAAUCACUGUCUUGGAAGAGAAGAGUGCUCUUAUUAGGGAACACUGUUGGGAUCCAGUAACUGUAAAACCAACUAGCAUAGAGUCAUUACAACAUAACUAUAGGGUAGACAAUUAUGCAUUGCUACCCGAAAGCCAAGAAGAGCAACAGGCUCUAGAAAUGGUUGUGGAAAUAAGAAAAAUGGAGAUGAAGGCCUCAGCUAUGGACUCAUUUCAUCCAUGGGUAUCAAAAACAGACAGUGAGAUGGCCAUGCAGUUAAUGUCCAAUCCAGCUUCUAUUAUCAUUUCUGAUGAAACCACUCGCCUGAAGCAAGCACUAGUAGAAGAACAGGGUUCCACUCCUGGAGACUCGGUUGAGCAAGAAGAAAGAGAGUCGGAAUUUGUUAUGUGCGGUUCAUCAAUUUACAACUUUAUUCAGCCUUCACCAUACCAUAUUUCUCAGUUUGAACUGAACACCUAUUUGCAAACAGCACACUCCAUUGUUCUCCUACAGAAAGAUGUGAGGAGCCUGCAGGAAUGCUUCAAUGACAAAUUUGCCAUGACAUAUCAGGCUAAACAAAAAGAAAUGAAUACCAUCAAGCAGCUGCAUCAGAACUUGAGACAUAUUUUCAAAGAGCUUUGGCUUGCAUGUUCUGUGGAGCAUUCCGAUCCUGAUCCAAUUGACCCAGACUGGACCCAGUUUGAAAAGCCAGAAAUGAUGUUGACUGUUGAAGACAAGGAAGUGGGUAUAGAGCCCUAUAUUUCUCCCAGUGAGCAAGCACUAAGACAGCAGCAGGCAGAAGAAGAGGAGAGAAUUCGCCUUUUGCUACUUGCUGACAAUUUCCGAGAACUAGCUUUGAUAAAAAUGAUGGAUGGUGUUCUAGAAAUAAGACUGGAAGAUGAGUUGAAGAAAGACAUACCGAAGCCUAAAUGUAUGAUUGAAAAAAAUCCUGAAAAUUUCACUGAAGAUGAUUUACGUGAAGUGAAAGCUUAUGAGAACUUAGUAGUAUGUCGAAUGAAUGAACGGCAGCAGUACCAAAACAGACUGAUAUCAGAUUACAGAAGAGUGAAACGUUCUCUUAAGGAUAGACUUAAGGUAUUUGAAGAUAAAUUGUUGGACUUAUUUAAUAUGAAGUUGCGGGUGGAAGCUAGCUGUACUCAACAAACAUUGCGAAUAUUGAGGUCCCGCUUGUUAAAUCCUAAGCGUAAUGUUCUAGCCCAAAAGGAAGAUGCUGCCAGAAAUGCUAUAAUGGCAAAUCAGAAGGCCUUGGCAGAUGAGCAACUUCUAGUGGCACAGCUUCAAGAAGCUACUGCAGAUUGCCGCGCCGCGUUCGACGCCCAAACCGCCAAAGACAAGGGACUGGACUUGAAAUUCAAAAAAGAACUACCAGAGCUAUCACCUAUGAUGGCAGAAGCCGCAUUUCGCCUUUACAGGAAGCGGCCAAAAAUCCAACUUAAAGCCCUGGUCUCAGCCACCCUGCUGAAUGAGGUGGGAAGAUGUGCAGUGGCCGGGAAGAAACCUUCUUACUUGCCUCCAGAGUGUUUGGAAGUCCUAAAAGGUAUCGACUUUUUGGACAGUGCUUCAAACGCCCCACCUAACAUGAACCCAGACACUUGGGCAAAUGUCUGCCGCCUCCGCAGGCAGAGAAUAGAGAGUGAAUGGAAGAUUAAAGCUCUUGCAUUCCAAAUAGCAGAGGCGGAAAAUACUGUCAGCAUAUUCCAGAAAAGUGUCAAGGCGUUAAAAGAGCGUGACAAAGAGCUCCAAGCCAAUUUAAGAUCUGUACAAGAGGAGCAGUUACUAUUUGAACAUGAUGUUGAGAUACAAUUAGCCAUCAAGCAAGGACUAGUCGAAAUCCCAACAACAGGUUCACUGAGUGAUUAUGAUAAUGCAAUCCUCAUAAACCGCAAGGACGUUGCUUAUGUGAACCAAAUAAUUCAGGUUAACUUUCCCUCACACACUUGUACUUUUAGAUUAGAUUACUUUAAGGGCAGUAAUGUACAUUCACUGAAACAAUCCUUUCAGGAAGCUGGCCACGAGAAAUUAAGAGCUAUGAGAGCUGCUUGUAAAUUUAGGAGAAGUAUUGUCUUUCAAGAAUGGGAGCACCAGAAAGUCAGAAUGCAUAUUGAGGACAAGGAGGAUGAAUUGAAAACUAUUGAAUCAGUCAAGGUCAUUAAAGAGCUGCAAGAGUGGCUUCAUAAGAGACAGAAAGAAAGUCUGCCAGGAAGAGGAGUUCUGACACUUGACAAAGAAAUGUCUCGGAUUAGAGCAGGGUUUGAAAGAUACAUAAAAUUACUUGGUGAGGUGGUGACAAACUAUGACAAAAAAAUAGCCAGCAAAAACAGGUCCAACCGUCAAGUUGACAAAGCCAUUACGGAUAUGAAUGUAGAGGUAAAUGAACUCCAGUUUGGAAGAGACCUGGACCAAGAAAAGAGCAGAAGGGAAAGCCAACGCAAGAGGAUGGAUGUGGUACUGUUGCGUACAAAGUUAAUAAGAACUGUGCUGGACAUCCACAAAGAUAUUUUACUGCUGGAGUCAGAGUUGGACAGCCUGAAACUGCGCACCUACCCCAUACUAGAAAAUGCGCACCGCAGAGUGCGAAUGUGACAAGGAGUCGGAAUAAGUUUAUAAGAUUAUUGGAUUUUAGAAAUAAAUUUUUUAUUCACCACCACAAUGAACAGCUUACUUAAUUUACGAUGUUUCCAUGGCAGUGGAUUCUUCGGAAUAUUUGCCCUUGUCCUUGCCCAGGGCAGCAAGACGGCCCUUCGAUCUCCUCUCCAG